AUGAAACUUAAAAAAAUAUUAAUUAUUUUUAAUUUUUUGUUAUUAAUUAAUUUAAUAUCACAGUGCUUAUGUAUUCAUGACUUAAGCAAAGGGGAUAACACAGAUUCAUUGAAAAAAAUUAGGAAAGAAUUAGAAAAAAAAAAAAAGCAUAAAAUAAUUUUGGGUAGUGUUUUAGGAGGAUUAGCACUAGCAUUAUCUAUAGGACUUGGAGUAGCAUUUAGUGGAAAAAAGAAACAUAGAAAUAAAAGCUAUGGUGAUAGUCCUGAUAAUGAAUUUAGUAAAAAAGGUGAAUUUAGUAAAGAAGAUGAUUUUAGUAAAGAAAGUGAAUCAAAGGAAAGGAAUGAUAAUUCUUAUUUUAACCUAACACCAAAUAAGAAACCAUAUGAUUAUUAUAACUUUAAUUAUGACGUUGAAACGGGAUUAAAUGAAUUUUUUGAUGAAUCUCUUGCAGGAGAUAUUCCCAACAAAACUUAUGAGGAAAUGAGGAGUUUUACAUUUAACGAAUUGCAGAACCAUUUUAAUUAUUACGGUCCACAAUAUGAGCAUCUUAUACCAUAUGAAUAUGAAUCUAUAGGAGUAAGUAUUCGAGAUAUAUUAUUACAGAAUGGUAUAAAAGCUUCUGAUGAACAAGUGAAACAAUUAGAAAAAGAAGCGCUUUCACUAUAUCUUAAUACAGGUAAUUUUGAUCCAAUUGGUGAAUUUUUAUAUAUUGAUGAAACCCGACUUUUUUGA
Molecule: messenger RNA, 732 nt
Organism: Plasmodium gallinaceum
Lineage: Eukaryota; Apicomplexa; Aconoidasida; Haemosporida; Plasmodiidae
Gene: ETRAMP
Product: early transcribed membrane protein
Exons: 1
Coding region: 1-732 (243 amino acids)
Source: RefSeq, a predicted model, not a curated record